Messenger RNA from Lycium barbarum (goji berry), 1167 nucleotides. RefSeq lists its product as uncharacterized. The record is from RefSeq and is a predicted model, not a curated record. Lineage: Eukaryota; Viridiplantae; Streptophyta; Magnoliopsida; Solanales; Solanaceae. Bases 1 to 1167 code for a protein of 388 amino acids. The transcript is spliced from 2 exons.
AUGGGGAAAUUUCUAAGUUCUCACUCAACUUCCAUUGAACAAUUGGAAUCACAACUCAGCCAAAUCUCGGCUACCCUAAAUCAAAGGCAAAAGGGCACACUCCCUGGUGACACGGUUGUGAAACUGAAGAAUGAUGGUGACCAUAAAUGCCAUGCAAUUACUACUAGGAGUGGCAAGACACUUGUGGAAGAAAGGUUGGUGAAAGAUGAUGUGGUUGUUGAUGAUGAGGAAAUAUUUGAUGAACCCAUGGUUAUUGAAGAAGAAAGUCGCUCUACGAAGAAUAGGGCUAGCAUUGAAAAACCUAUUGUUGUUGAAGAAGUGUCCGAAAAUGAUGAAGCUACCCAAGGCACGAAAGUGGUAGAGGAGGUACCUAAAGCUUUGACACCUAUUCCAAAACCUCCUCCUCCAUUUCUUCAAAGGUUGGCAAAGAAAGCGAAGGAUGGGAAAUUCAUCAAGUUCAUCGAAAAGUUGAAACAACUCUCAAUCAAUAUCCCAUUCGUGGAAGCCUUUGAACAAAUGCCGGGCUAUGCUAAAUUUAUGAAAGAUCUUGUGACUAAGAGGAGGCAAACUAGCUUUGCGAUGGGGGAUGUUAUGCAUCAUUGUAGAUCCAUCGUCAUAAAGGCUUUAGUACAAAAGAAAGAGGACCCCAGAGCCUUUACUAUUCCAUGUUUGGGCACUACCCAACCCACAACAAUGCGGUUACUAACGGCAGAUCAAACCGUUAAGAGGCCGGUUGGGAUCCUUUUUGAUUUACUUGUGUGGGUAGACCGUUUUAUAUUUCCAGCCGAUUUUGUCAUAUUGGAUAUUGAGGUUGACUUCGAAGUCCUCAUUAUUUUGGGACGCCCAUUCCUAGCCACUGGGCGCUCUCUUGUUGAUGUCAAAAAAAGUGAUCUCAAUUUUCAGAUGAACAAUGAGGAAAUCACAUUCCAUAUUUGCAAGUCAAUGAAACAACUGACGAAUAUGAGUGUUGUGUCAUUUAUAGACACUAUUGAUGAGGUCGUAGAGACCGUCAUUGCUCAUGAAUCUGUUGGUGAAGUAUUGGCGGCAGUUUUGAUGAACUAUGAUGGGGAAAACUUUGAAGAUUUUAAGGAGACGGCUAAUGCAUCAGUUGGAUUGGGGUCCUACAAAUACAACCCCAAGAAGCUUGAUCUUGAUUUAGAGAACUAA